Propithecus coquereli (Coquerel's sifaka) is the source of this 1621-nucleotide messenger RNA. RefSeq names its product ADP-ribosylation factor GTPase activating protein 1 (gene ARFGAP1). Gene Ontology annotation, cellular component: Golgi membrane. The record is from RefSeq and is a predicted model, not a curated record. Gene Ontology annotation, biological process: regulation of endocytosis; regulation of ARF protein signal transduction. Lineage: Eukaryota; Metazoa; Chordata; Mammalia; Primates; Indriidae. Bases 4 to 1251 code for a protein of 415 amino acids. Gene Ontology annotation, molecular function: GTPase activator activity. The transcript is spliced from 12 exons.
AGCAUGGCCAGCCCACGGACCAGGAAGGUACUUAAAGAAGUCCGGGUGCAAGACGAAAACAAUGUUUGUUUUGAGUGUGGCGCGUUCAAUCCCCAGUGGGUCAGUGUGACCUACGGCAUCUGGAUCUGCCUGGAGUGCUCGGGGAGACACCGCGGGCUUGGGGUGCACCUCAGCUUUGUGCGCUCUGUCACCAUGGACAAGUGGAAGGACAUCGAGCUAGAGAAGAUGAAGGCAGGUGGGAACGCCAAGUUCCGGGAGUUCCUGGAGUCCCAGGAGGAUUACGAUCCCUGCUGGUCCCUGCAGGAGAAGUACAACAGCAGGGCCGCGGCGCUGUUCCGGGAUAAGGUGGCCACCCUGGCCGAAGGCAGAGAGUGGUCUGUGGAGUCCUCGCCUGCCCAGAACUGGAUCCCGCCUCAGCCCCGGACGCUGCCAUCCACCACCCACCGAGGCCCCGGCCAGCCGCAGAACAUGACUGCCGCCUCCGACAAGGCUUUUGAAGACUGGCUGAGUGACGACCUCAGCUCCUAUCAAGGGGCCCAGGGCAAUCGCUACGUGGGGUUUGGGAACACGCCGCCGCCUCCCAAGAGAGAAGACGACUUCCUCAACAACGCCAUGUCGUCCCUGUACUCGGGCUGGAGCAGCUUUACCAUUGGAGCCAGCAGGUUCGCCUCAGCCGCGAAGGAGGGCGCUACAAAGUUUGGAUCGCAAGCAAGUCAAAAGGCUUCGGAGCUGGGCCACAGCCUGAGCGAGAGCGUCCUCAAGCCUGCGCAGGAGAAGGUGAAGGAGGGGAGGAUUUUCGAUGACGUGUCCAGUGGGGUCUCUCAGUUGGCGUCCAAGGUCCAGGGAGUCGGCAGUAAGGGAUGGCGGGAUGUCACCACUUUUUUUUCCGGGAAGGCAGAGGACCCCUCAGAUGGACCCCCAGAGGGCCACGGUUACCAGAGCAGCGGCGGGGACAACUCGCAGAGCAGCACCAUAGACCAGAGCUUCUGGGAGAGCUUCGGAAGCGCUGAGCCCUCCAAGGCCCGCAAGUCCCCAAGCAGUGACAGCUGGACGUGUGCGGACACCUCGACGGAGAGGAGGAGCUCGGACAGCUGGGAGGUGUGGGGCUCGGCGUCCAACCACAGGAACAGCAAUGGCGACGGCUGGGAGAGCUGGGAGGGCGCUGGCGGGGAGGGCAGGGCCAAGGCCGCCAAGAAGACGGCGCCACCGUCCGCGCCUGCCGACGAGGGCUGGGACAACCAGAACUGGUAGGGCCCUGCACACCCCAGCCCUGGUGCCCUCGGGUCCCUGCGUGUUUGCACUCUGCCCUUCCUGUCCGCCCCCAUCCCACCCGAGAAACGGCCACCGGUGUGCGCACAGCGUCUCAGGAGGCAGGGCCCUGGGGACUUGGUGCCGUCUGGCCGAAUGGGGCUGGCUUGCUCUCCAGGGCCGUGUCGGGGACGCCUGCCCAUCCUGUACCCUCUGAGCCUCCUCCUCAGACUCUGCGGGGUCUCGGACCGGACGCCGUCCGCUGCCAGGUGGUGGGUGCGGGCGCAGAGCCCUGGGACCACCUGGCAGCUGAUUCAGAGAAGCAUCCCCGGGGGCUGGGACCACGUCAUGUGUGAUGCUGUCAGUGGCAAGA